CCCUCAAGUUCAGUAUCGAUUUAAAUAUGCGCACUGCACUGCAUCUCCAUCACCCGGACUUUGGAAAAUCGAUGGCAAACCACCCCAGCCCUCGCAAACAUAUUUACUGCAUCGUAGAAAAAACAAGAAAAUCCGGUUAAAAAGUAAAUUAAAUGAAAGUGCAAGAGCUACCGGCAGAAAAUGGCAGUAGCGGUGCAGGUACCGUUCCUCUGGAACAAGAAAUGGCCGGUGCCCAAGACACAAUUUACUUGUGCAAUUUUCGCGUGUCCGUCGACGGAGAAUGGCUGUGUUUGAAGGAGCUGCAAGACGUCGAAUUCAACAUGCAAGAAUCUAUUAAUAAUAAAAUUAUGUCGCCUCCCAGUCCUGAACCAAUGCCGCUAUUUGGUCGAGAUCCAGUAGUAAUCGAACGCAGUAAUCUGGUCAAUAUCAGUAAACUAGUAGUAAAAGAACUAAUAGAACAAUCACUGAAGUAUGGCCGAAUGCUCGACUCUGACCACAUGCCUUUGCAGCAUUUUUUCAUUGUGCUAGAACACGUAUUACGUCAUGGUCUCAAGCCCAAAAAGGGUCUUCUUGGACCAAAAAAAGAACUAUGGGACAUAUUGCAGACCGUAGAAAAGUACACCCCAGAAGCUCAAGAUAUUACAGCAAGUGUCAGAGAUUUACCUACAGUUAGAACGCACAUGGGCCGAGCUAGGGCUUGGCUGCGAUUGGCCCUAAUGCAAAAAAAACUUGCAGAUUACCUAAAAGUGCUUGUUGACCACAAAGACGAGGCGCUAGUUGAAUAUUUUGAACCUGACGCCUUGAUGCUUAGCGACGAGGCUAUCAUUAUAAUUGGAUUAUUGGUUGGAUUAAACGUUAUUGAUUGCAACUUGUGUGUUAAAGAAGAAGAUUUAGAUUGUCCUCAAGGAGUGAUAGAUUUUUCGCUUUAUUUGAGAUCGCCAAAUCACAUUUUGAAUGAUUCAAGUAACGAUGAUCAAGAAGACGAUAAUAUGGUAACAGUUUUGGAUCAGAAGAAUUACAUUGAGGAGCUCAAUAGGCAUUUAAACGCAACAGUUGCAAAUUUACAAUCCAAAGUCGAAACUCUGACAACAACCAAUGCCCUAAUGAAAGAAGACCUGGCCAUAGCUAAAAAUAAUCUUUUGACUUUGUAUGAUGAAAAUCGGCAGUUAAAAGAGGAGUGCGGCAAGGAUCCAGCUUCAGGCUAUCAAAUGAGCGCCAGUGGGAUAAAUGUAAUCAAUUCAAACAGUGAUAAAACAUUUUCAACUGGUGAAACUGAAGAAUUAAGACAGAGAUUGGAUGAAGAAAGGAAACUAAGACAGGAAGCUGAUCAUGAAUUGGAAAUACAGAUGUGUCUCAAAGCUGAAAUGGAAGUGGCCAUGAAACUAUUAGAGAAAGACAUCCACGAAAAACAAGACACCAUCAUUUCGUUGCGCAGACAAUUGGACGAUAUCAAACUGAUCAAUUUGGAAAUGUACAGAAAGUUGCAGGACAGUGAGGCGUCUUUAAAUCAUAAAACCGAGUUAGUAAACAGGCUAGAGGCCAAGGCACAAACUAUGACAGAUACUGUACAGUCUCUUGAGGCUAACCUGAAAGAAUCUGAAGUAAAACGAUUGUCCAGUGAGCAAGUGAAACGCGAACUGCAUCAGCAAGCUGCCCAAGUCGAAGAGCAGGCAAACAGCGUUGAAGAAGACUUGAAAGUGGAACGAGAAUGGCGAAUAUCGUUGCAGGAGACCAUGUUGCAAGACAGAGAGAAAAUCUCAAAGUUGCAACAUGAAAAUGCACAACUUAAAAUCAUUGCAGAUAAAUAUGCUACUCUACAAGAAGAAUACUACACAUUGAAAGACAAUUGUCUGGAACAAGAACACACCCUGGAAGAGUUAGGAGGCAAAUUGCGAGACACCAAACUGCAAGUAUCUGAACUCAAAGAAGAAGCGACCAGAAUUAAAGCCGAGGGCGGCCAAUGGGCAAACGAUAGUACAGCCACCCAUUGUAAAUCCUGCAAAAAGGAGUUUAGUUUGACACGAAGACGGCAUCACUGUCGCAAUUGCGGAGAAAUAUUCUGUAACACUUGCUCAGAUAAUUCAACGUCGUUACCUUCUUCGGCUAAACCCGUACGAGUUUGUGACGAGUGUAACGUCACUUUAGCCACAAGAUAUGGAGGAUUGUGAUAAAAUUGAAGUUGAUAUUGUCUUGUGAUUGAAAUGUCCAUCCGCAUUGAUGCCUACACAAUUUUAUAUUUAAAUGAAAAUUAUUAUUGGGCUGUUAUAUUUUAUACAAAUUGUAAUUUAUUGUAGAAUUGUUGUGUUUCUAGUUUUAAGGUGGAAACUAUUUUAUCUAUAUUUUAAAUAAAUGAAAUGCAAAUUAU
Molecule: messenger RNA, 2365 nt
Organism: Ceutorhynchus assimilis (cabbage seed weevil)
Lineage: Eukaryota; Metazoa; Arthropoda; Insecta; Coleoptera; Curculionidae
Source: the annotation of a GenBank genome assembly